Messenger RNA from Penicillium egyptiacum, 4974 nucleotides. NCBI's taxonomy places the organism in Eukaryota, Fungi, Ascomycota, Eurotiomycetes, Eurotiales, Aspergillaceae. The record is from the annotation of a GenBank genome assembly.
AUGCCGUCGAACAGCCGCAGGGUGGAAAGGAGAUUGUACAACCGACAGAUAUUUAGCUGUUUUCUCCUUGUACCAAUUGCUAUAUUUGCUUUCUUUGUUUUUCAGAACGCUAAUUUACCUCGCCUUCCUGCAAGAUUCUCUACCUCACACAAUCUUCAAGACUCCAGCUUUGUUAAAGACGGCGAGACUGGGGAGCUAGAGAGCCGUAACUACACUCGGCUUGACCGUCGUGCCACGGACGUGAACCAGGACCAGUCAUAUACUUGCACGAAAGAUAAGCCCUGCUCGAAUGGGGCGUGUUGUGGAGAAAGUGGUGUUUGUGGAUAUGGGCCAACAUACUGCGGUACUGGAUGCACCUCCAACUGCGAUGCCCAUGCACCUUGCGGUCAAUACUCAAAGUCAGGCAUUUCUACUUGUUCUUUGAAUGUCUGCUGCUCUCAAUAUGGAUUCUGUGGUACCACCAGUUUUCAAAUUGUGCCCAUGCCCGGGGGCAGCUGGGAAUUGAUUUAUCAGGUGGCUGAUGCGAAGAAAAGAAACGCAGACCUUCGGGUUUGGCUUUCGAUCGGUGGCUGGACUUUCAGUGACAAUGAUACCACCACACAGCCUGUGUUUGGUGAAAUUGCUGCCAGUUCAAAUCUGCGUGAGCUCUUUGCAGCAAACGUUUACUCUUUCAUGGUUCAGCAUGGCUUUGAUGGCGUUGACCUUGACUGGGAGUACCCUGGUGCCGGAGAUAGGGGCGGAGAAGAGGUGGAUGUCGCCAAUUAUCCGCUUCUUAUGCAGGCAAUUCGCUCUAGAUUCGACGACGAAGAAAAGGACUUCGAGAUCUCAUUUACCGCCCCGUCCUCCUAUUGGUAUCUUCAGUGGUUCGAUCUACCAAAACUUCUCAAGUAUGCAGAUUAUGUUAACUUGAUGACCUACGAUUUGCAUGGAGUCUGGGACAAGCACGAUCCGUUCGGCUCGCACAUAUAUGCUCACACUAACUUGACAGAGAUCGACGACAGUCUCGCACUACUGUGGCGGAAUGACGUCGAUCCUCAAAAGGUGAACCUCGGCUUAGCGUUCUACGGACGCACUUUUGAGCUCGAUGAUCCUAGUUGUUUUACCCCCGGGUGUACUUUUUCAGGAGCAGGAGCCGAAGGCCGCGACACCAGUACUGCGGGUAUUCUCUCUUACUCAGAGAUACAAGACCUAAUCAAUUCUAACGAGGGCUCUAUCUUCACUACCUACGAUCCUGAGGCUGGUGUCAACUAUAUGGUAUAUGACCGGGGGACCAGCUGGGUGUCAUUCGAUGACAAGAGAACUUUCCAGCAAAAGAUUGACUUUGCCAAUGCCCGUGGGCUGAAUGGUCUCUUUAUCUGGGCCAUUGACCUUGAUGAUGACACUUUCACGGCACUGAAGUCGGUCACAGGCAAGGAUCUAGCGCCUAUAGUGAGAGAGAGUGCAACUUUGAACUAUUUUGAUAUAGAUAAAUGCUUCACCACUCCCUGCGGAGUCGACUGUGCUGACAGCUUCAUCACUAUGACCGAUUUAACAACUGCGAAACUUCACCCAGAAUGCCUGAAUGGCCAGAAGCGUCAGUAUUGUUGCCCUCCAUGGGGUGCACCAGAUCCGUCUACCUGUACAUGGCGAGGCGAUGGUGUUAAUUGCCGGGGACAGUGCAAUGUAGGAGAAGUCCUGCUGAACUCUAACAAGUGUGGCGAUAGCCAUUCUUCUGAGUGUUGUAUCAGUGGCGAAAAGGCUUUUUGCUGCCCGGCGACCAGUGGCGCCGCAGCAGUGUCUGCCUGCGAGACGGUGAACUGGUCGUGGCAAUCCUGUCCGGCGGAGAGACCGCAGCAGCUAGGAAAAGUGGACAAUCGUGCACUUUGUUGCCCGAAACAACCGGCGUUCUCCAACUGUGCCUGGCAUGGCUCUUAUCUUACCUGUUCUGGUAAUCGAUGCCCUGAAGGACAAGUGGAGCUGGCGCAGAAUACCAACGGCCGAGGUGGAAGUGGAUUUACUGGUUGUCUUCCCGGCCGAAAGCAAGUAUUCUGUUGUGAUCCUCCGUUCAAUGGCACCGCUUUCCUUCCGGUCUCUCUUGACAACCUCUUUCCUGAAGAUCUACCAGCCGCAUCCCCCCCAGUGUACUAUGAAGCCUUCGACCAUUCGGCUGAAGAGUGGGCAGAGGAGUAUCCGCAUUUCGAUUCAAGCUAUACCGAUGAUCCCAACAGGGAACCAUUUGCAUGGACGAUCAUGGUCGGCGCUGAAGCCGAUGUACAAUCUCUGCGGAAACGAGAUGGAUCCCAUCUAGAAACCUUCAAUUGCCCUAACCCGGCCAAGGACGACUACAACAUGCAGACCUUCAACGCUGUCUGUACUGUGGAGGGUGAUGACAACAACUGUGAACAUAUUGCUCUCGGCAGUGUCCAUGGUACCAUAAUACGCUUGCCAGAGGAGUGUGGCCCUGAUGAGUGGGUGCGAGUGGUCUCUUUCCGAGAAGUGGACCAUUCAGUGCCAUCACGCCUAUCCAAACGCCUAACUGAAAGCCCCAAAGUGUACGAAAUCAAGUAUGACUACAAUCUACGACACCUGCGCCGUGACGGAGGAGAGGUCUACGUCCGCUUCGAUGCCUCAGUUCAUCCAGGAUAUUGGGACGAGAUCAUUUCAUCUUCGCCCUCGGGCUCAGUGGAGAAACGAAGCUCUAACGACUGGCGUCAAUUCCAUUUGGACUGGUUUGAGCACAAGCUCAGCAAGCGUGGGUGGGGGACAAGUGACUCGUGGUGGCUGGAUCGCUUCAACGCCUUACUUGAUAGCCACAGUAACUACGGGCUCCAGAAGCAGUUUCACUUUGAGCAAAUCCUCUACAAUGCAGCAAAGCCUUGUCCCCCUACCACAGCGCAAGUGACGGCGAAAGUGGCGGGCGAUUUGUCGGUACGCCUGGACUAUGGAAUCUCGCUGAUCGGCACCCUCCGCAACUUUGACUUCAGCGAAGCUUAUGCCUUUUUUAACCUCGAUGGGCUAGAGGUAGACUCAAUGGCUUCAUUGGAUGCUAAUGCGGCCUUCCGUUACGAGUCGGAGAAACUUCAGUUGUUCGACCAGUGGGAUCCUUUUGCGGGCAGCUUUAACAUCAAAGGACUUUUCACAGUGGGACCGUACUUUGAUACUACUGCCCAGAUUCGGGGAGCAGCAACCAUGUCCGGGAAGGUCACUACCGGACUAGGUCUGAUCACUAGCCAGCCAUUUACCUAUAUGUUUCCGCAAUCGAUGAAUCGGUUUCCGUCAUCAUCUAUCAUUAGGCCUGCUGUGCUAACCACCUCGGUUGAGGCCUAUAGCAAGGCUAACAUUACAGCAGACGGCUCUAUCACACUCACUAUGGUCCCUAGUCUUGGAUUCCAAAUCCAGCUAUAUGCGUUUGGCGAGAGACUGGUUAAUACACGUGUGUCUACUAGUUUCAGCAAUUCUGCGACUGUGCGUGUCGGCGCAGGAACUGGCUCCGAUGUUCUUUGUGGCGGUGCUUCUUACGGCGUUGAUUACUCUCUAGACAUCGAUAUCACCAUUGAGAAUCCACUCCCAGGCUGGGAUUCAGGAACACAAAGCAUCAGCGUCUACGCAAUUGACAAAGAGCUGUCACCAAUGACGUGCUAUCCUUGGAAAGUCUCUACCAGUAAGCGAGACACGGGUUUAAGAGCUAUUUCCAAUAAUUCUACCACGUCUUCACUGGCAAGGGGCCUGGCUAAGAGGGCAGAAACCUCGAGUAGCGUCCUCUUUCCCGAUAUCUUUGGUGGUGCCCUACGGUGCCCAAACAAAAAGAAGACACCAACAGGAGACUGCAAUGCUUCUAUUCCAGGGUGGGGCGGUGCCGGUUCUACCGAUACUUUGGUCUCCAAGCGCGAUGAAGAAGAUUAUCUAUCAGGAAUCAUCUCUCCGGGAGUGAAAAUUGGACCUCAUGAGAAUACCAGGAAUUUUCAUGUCCUGGAGAAGCGAGAUAGGAAGAGUUUUGAGUUCUGCCAAGGGGACGCUUUUAUGAUUGCGUGGGCACCAGUCUUUCCGGAGUCAAGCACCUUGAUCAAAAAUGUGGCAACGAAUCCUUUCUUUACUUACGGGCCCCUCAAUCCCGACGAUUGUGACGAUUAUAGCUAUGGCAGGGUCCCAACACCACCACAAGCAGAUUCCAAAAAUUGGGCCACUGAGCAUGUCCUUGAGUGGCAAUUGCUGGCAGAUUUCUGGCUGGAUAUGACUGACAAAAGUGUGACAGACACGUUUGAUGAUCCCAGAACAAAAUCCCCCACCACCAAACCGAUUAAAAUCUGCAAGUAUCUACGUUUCUGGUGGUAUACACAGUUAAUACCCCUCCCGAACCUAGAAACGGCAAGACCCGUCGACCUUGUGGCACAGGCAUUUCCCGGUACCAACAACUUCCGCAAUGAACUGAUGCUUAUUGAUAAAUUUACAAACGGAGCCAAAAUGGCGCUGUGGGGUGACGUUGAGGUCAGAAAAGACACCACUAUGCAGAAUUAUCUGAAAGGCAACGAGGGGCGUGAUUUCAAUGACGCUGUCAAUAUCUGCAAGAGAGUCAUCUUCGCCAUGAAAUAUAUGACGGACGCCCUUGUCUCUCAAACCCUGGUUACCCAAGCCACUCGUGUGGGAGAUUACUUUGAUCAAGUCGAGAAGGCUCUCUCAGAAUAUGAUGACCCGUCCUGGAAUCGAGAACCGUAUAAAAUCCAGGACUACGGUGACAAAUGGCGAGACUUCAUGUACGGACAAUGGCCGCUGAUGGUAAAAAAGCAGAAGGAUUUUCUGGAUCGCAAUGUGAAAGUCAUCAAUGACUAUUUCCAGUAUGACCCAAACAAUGCUCCCGACGCUGAUGGCGACACCACAAUGGGCGGGACGGAAGAUAACGACAAGGUGGUCAAAAGAUUGGAGGCAUUGAACGAGGCCUUCAAUGCGAUGCCAAAUAGUUUCCCGAAUCCGUUCCCUGCAAGCUGGCAAUUCACAUAG